This is a messenger RNA of Pocillopora meandrina, 30427 nucleotides long. NCBI's taxonomy places the organism in Eukaryota, Metazoa, Cnidaria, Anthozoa, Scleractinia, Pocilloporidae. The record is from the annotation of a GenBank genome assembly.
AUGAAGAAACGAAAAGGUGAACUCGUCGUUGACGAAGGAACUCCUGAAAGAAAGAGAAAGGCGCGUGACGAGAAGCAAAGCAACCAUAAGUCGGGCGAAUUCGCACGAUCGUUGAAGGGUUUGCUACAGAAAGAACACACAAGGCUUUCCGGUGAGUAGAAUGCUGACACCUCAAAUGGUUAUUGGCCUUCUUCGUGGUUUUACCGUUAUUCCAAAAGGUGAACCUUUGAGCAAAAUUAGGCAAGAACUGAUUUGAAUUAAACGUUGAAAAGUUAUAAAUAAGUAUUAGGACAAAAUGGUUUCGAACUUAUAUUGUUUGAGUUGCAUUUCUACAGUCCUUAAUCAAAGAAAACACAGAUCAAUCUUGCCUGCAUUCGUUUUCACCUGAAGAUCACUGCCGACUGGCAUCUACUAUUCCACGCAGCUUGGCUAAUUAAGGCUAGACUCUCGUUAGCUUUAUUCCUCUGUCAUUUCGUCUAUAAAACAUGCAAAUGAUAUUUUACCCGUCAUUAACCAGGCAGUUAUUGUGAUUCUGCAAAUAAUGUGAAUCUGCAAAUAUUGUGAUCUUGAAUUUAAAAGUUGAAAGGGGGAAAGGGAGGGAGCCCCUUGAGGUAGAGAUGCACUGUGAAUGACAUACUGAAAAUGUCACCCUUAACAUGAGUGCUAGGGGAGACCCAGUGGCCUAGUGGUACUGCACGUGCACUGGACACUGGAUUGAAAGGUGCAACUUCAAGACAUGGCCUGGUCAAUAUUUUGUGUUCUUUGGAAAGACACUUAAAUCUUACAGACUGCCUCUUUCCACCCAGGGGUAUAAAUGGGUACUGAAUAAUUGUCAGGGAAGCCAUCAAAAUUCUAUUGGGGUAACCUUGCAAUGGAUUAGCAUCCCAUCCAGAGGAGAGAAGUAAUACUCCUGGUCACUUCAUGCUACAUGGAAACUGGGAUAAGCUCUCUCUGGGUGAGCCAAUAGACUCGAGUACAGACUUACCUUUACAACCAGUGAUAUAAUAUAUCUAUUGACUUGUAAGGUCUGAAACAACUUCUGAGUGUACUCAAAGAAUUACAAGCCAAAGAAUCUAUUGGAGAUAUCAUUAAGGAAGGUGGAGAGUUUCGAGAAAUUUUCACCAUUUUAGAGAUAGGCCAACAGGGUCUUUCUAAGCUUGAGGUAUGUGGAACAUUCACUAGCCUAUUAUAAGGUGCACUAAAAUUUUGCUUUAAGUCCAGCCAAUUGUAACACUUGAUCAAUGUUCAUCAGCAUAUAUGUUUUACAGAGUGUAUAACCUAAGUUUAGAGAGUUGCUAGCCUCUUGAAAUGUGAUUGGUAGUGAAGCUGGCAGUUUUGUUUGUGCAAAGCCACAGAGGCCUGGGACAGGAAAUUAUUGGAGAAACUGCUUGCUAACAUCAGUGGGGUUUUCAGUUUUAUCAUCUGCAUGACCCAAAGAUGAGAAUUUGUGUUGUCUGAAAAUGCAUACAUGUCAAUCAACUGUUUGGGUUACCUCCCAAGGAGGAUUCAAUUCAAUGAUAGUACUUGAAAGUCACUUGAUGUCCAAUACAAGGUUAAUGUCUUAAGUUAUAAUAUCAUUAUAUUAAGACCAUUUUCAUUGCAGAUCCAAACAUGUAUGGAGAUCUUGGAGAGCAUUUUGCUGUACACUGCAGAGGAAAGCCAACUUGCCAAUAGACUGGGAGUGUCAAUAGUACAACGUGUUCUACAAGGUCACAUGAAGUUGUUGUACUCAUGCCUGAACCCAGGGAAUCCUCCUGAAGUUAUAAAGGCUGCAUUAAAACUACUCACUGCCAUGAUCACACGAGGAUCAUCUGCUGCAAGAGAAGUUCAAAGCUCGUUUGACUUCACUUUGAAGUCUCUUGGGGCACUGCCAAACAAACGCGAUAGUAAUGUAAGUCAUUGUACAGUUGAAAUUAGUAUACAGGUUGUACAUGUGCAGAGUACCACAACUUUCACUUGGGUUUCAUUUACUGGCUUAGAGCAUGGGACAUCUGGAUUUGGCAUGGUAACAUACUUUAUGCACAGUGUUUUAAAUGAUUAACCAAUAAAUGGUGCAGACAAAAGGGAAAACAACAAGACAAAAAAGAAGUAACCCCUUCAUACUGUGGCAAUCCCAAUUAAUUGAUAUCUCAGUAGCUGAUGACAACUGUGUUCUCUCAAGGUUACAAAAAUUAGAGGUCUCAAAUGAUAAGCAAACUUAAUUAUUAACCAAAAAUGAUAUUUGACAUGCAAAAAUGAUAUUUGACACCCAACAACUACCAUGAAAAGCAACUGCAAACUGAGGCCCCCUGCCCCCUUAAGUGCUUCAGAAGUGUACUCCUCAUAAGAUCUCUACAUUUUGUAAGUACAAAAUGAUACAUUUUGACUUUAAGAAGACACAUGAAAAAAAAUAUGGGAAAGUAAACAUUGUCAGUGGUAUUCUUUUGGUUGAGAUUUUGGAAGCAGUAGUGAAAAGUCAGCUUCACAACUGGUCACUCAGUAAUUUGCCUGGAGUUCAGCUGUUAAUGACAUCCCUGCCUCUAUAAUAGGCAUACAUGAUAAGCAUUAUGAAAUUAUAACCAGUUACCUCCUUUGGGUUUUUAUUUGUCCUUUCCACAUUUCUCUCUAACUUGUCUUUGCUAUGGUGUAUAAUAGUUUGAACUAUUUACUUUUGUUUUUUUUAGUCGGCGCAAGAUGUGAGGACUUGUUUUAUAUACUUUUGUCUCUCAUUUCUAAUGUUUGGUGACUUGGUGGUUAUGAAACAGAUAUUAGAACUAAAAGGUAUUUACCUGUAAUUGUAUUGUACAUGUAUUCUUGAUGUUUUCAUUGUUUCUGUGUGGUGGUGUUUAAGUGUCUACCAGUAUUCACUUUAAAGAGGAGGAAGGUAUUUUGAAAAAGAAGAGAUAAAAGUCUUUAAAGUAAGACAUUAAUACUUAAAGCAAAUUACCUAAUAUAUUUUACAAGGAAAUGUAUGCAGCUUGAAGGGAGAUUACAAAAUAAUCUUAAAACUAUCUAGAGAGUUAAGAGUUGAAAAAUUAUUUUUGUGACUGACUCCAAUAAAUCAUCGUGUACUGUUCAUUUUACUGGUUGAACACUAUUGCAUCUUUUAAUAAAGUCCAUUCUAUGUUUUAUUAACACUAAUUUUUCUCUUUUUCAUCUUCAAAUACAGGAUUUCUUCAGUCAGUAUUGAAAGGUUUGUCUCUUGAUAAACCAGAGAUAGUUCAUAUGGUGUUAUCUACCCUGCAAGGAAGAGUAAGUGGCACCUAUCACUAGAUAGUUGGCUAAAAAAAGGGGGGGGGGUUAUUGAAAGGAGGGCACUUAAUAAAGGAGGCAGUUAUAAGAAACCAUUAUCCUGUACUGAUCUUGCUGUACUUGAAGCUUAAAAAGUUAUAAAUAAAGUGGCAGUAGAAACAAUUUUUCCUUAUAUCCCCAUUAUUUAAGAAAGUGAGGAAGGAAGAGGGGGGCAGUUAUUCAAGUGGGGUGCUUGUUUGAUAUAAUUGCCCAGGGGAUGGGUGCUUAUUCAGAGCAGGGUGCUUAUUAGAGUGCUCAUUUAAUGUGGAAAAACAGUCAUUAUCUUAAGUUGAAAAUGUGAAUUAAAGCAUCCAGUUCCUUUUUGGAUAAGAGCUAGGUUCAUGUUUGAGUCUUGGUAGAUCAUUAUGCCAUGUUUUUACAAGGCAAGACACUUAACUCCAACAUCUAGAGCUGUCAAUAGGGGUCACAGCCUGUUUCAACCAAGCAGAUUGCUGUCAUGUUACACUUGACCAUAAGUUACAGCAGUACAUGUGAUAUUUUCCAAGUAAUGGCUGCUUCAAAACUUUGUGACAGCCUUGACAUCUUCUCUCCCCACUUGUGAGUUUGAAUGGGUACCCACAGAAAUAGAAGGACUUGUCUGGGUGUUACAUGACUGCAUUUAUGAGGAGUAGCAGGCCACUUUAGGUGUGGUGCUCCUCCAUAGUCCCUUUCUGUUAUAUGAAAUAAGAUUUGUUUACAGAAGGAGCAGCAUAACUGACUCAUACACAGCCAUACAUUUAAAUAGUCAUGGUUUUUAAAUAGUUGUUUGUUAAUAGUCUGGGUGUUACAUGACUGCAUUUAUGAGGAGUAGCAGGCCACUUUAGGUGUGGUGCUCCUCCAUAGUCCCUUUCUGUUAUAUGAAAUAAGAUUUGUUUACAGAAGGAGCAGCAUAACUGACUCAUACACAGCCAUACAUUUAAAUAGUCAUGGUUUUUAAAUAGUUGUUUUUCUCUACCUUUGAAGGUGGUGCACAAUUCUGGGAUUACAAAGAAAACCAAAGUGCAGUUCUUUAACUCUCAUGUCCUCUCACAACUGGCAAAUCUUUAUCAGUACACAAAAGAUAUGGGAGAAAAUAACAGUGAGGAACAGACCUCUGAUCCAGCAGUGCGGCAAAAAGUACAUGACCUAUUGUUGAAAGUGUGUGGGUCUUUCAAAUUUGGAAUUUGUUUUUUCAAUGUGGCUGGGGCAUUUUCCACUAGGUAGGGUAUACUUUCUAACUUUUAUGAAUGCGGAUAAAAUGCUUUGCUAGAGAAAAGGGGAAUUUAAGAACCCUUGCCAGUGGCUCAUGCUUUGAAAAGGAGUGAAUUUAAGGCUUAAUGUUGAUAAUACUGCCCUUUAACAUAGAGAUGUACAUGUCAAAUCUGUAGGAACAGAAAUCAGCCUUAAACAUACUGCAUAACCAGUACUGGUUAGUAGAGAUAGCAUUUUUAUCAUGAGCAAUUUAAUUUACUGACUAACAUUUCUAUGAUAUGUUGGAUGCAUGUAAUUCCUUGACAGAGAUCACCUUUUCUUUCUCUUAACCUUUUCCAUCCUAACAUCAGUAUGCACAUUCUCCAUAUUAUUCUUCAUACAUUUCCUAAGGUGCUGACAAGGAGAACAUAUUUCCCAAUCAAAAGCUCUCAAACUAAGUUGGUGAUCAUUUCUUGUAUUCCUGUGGUCUUAAUGUUUGAAUCAGGGGUGAUAUUAUAAGGAGAAAUUAGAUGUUAGUCACUCUUAGGGGUCAAAGGAUUAAAGUUUUCUGAGUAUGGAUAUCCUGUGGCUUUUUGGUUUUUCCCAAUCAACAACCAGUUUUGAUGCUCACUCAGCAAUGAUAAUUUGCUUUCAAUAAUGUCUGAAGAUGAUAUUUAUUUUUACAGGAGUAAUAAUCCAGUGUUGCUAAGGUUCCUUCAAACCUUAUCUUCAGCAACAACAGAUGUGCUUGUCCAGGAACUUGUGAUCACUGUGUUGUGCUGUUGCCAUGAUGUUGUGAGGCCCUUUUUAUCCAGUUUGACAGCAACAUACGAACCAAGGCUUUCUAUGCAUUGGAUUGCAAACAUGAACCUGUUGACAAAGGUGAGAAACAGUCCUACCGAUGAUCAAUACAAAAAUCAUGUAUAUCUUCAUCUAUAGGUGCCUCUGUUCUUGACAUAAGCUAAGGCGCAUGAAUGUUUUUACAUUUUCUUUUCAUCCAAUUUGAUUAGAAAUCAGGGCUUUGACAGUCACCCAUGACUGCUUGACCCAGCUGCAUUCCUCUCUUCCUUAACCAUUUUCAACUAUGCUUUCUAACAAGUAGAGAUAGAGGUGCAGUGGCUCAAUGGUCAGGGCACUCAACUCUGAGUCAAGAGGUCUGGGUUCAAGGCCUGGCAGGGUCAAUGUGAUGUGUUCGUGGGAAAGACACUUACCUCUCACAGUGUCUCUCUCCACCCAGGAGUAUAAAUGGGUACUAGUGAAUUUUUCAGGGAAGCCUGAUGAAAUGCUGUGAGGGUAACCUUGCAAUGGAGAAGCCAUCCAAGGGGAGUAGUUAUACUCCUAGUUGCUUCAUGCUACUUGGAAAUUGGAAUAAGCUCUAGCUGAGUGGGCCAAUAUGACUCAAGUACAGCUAUUACUUACUUUACCUGUUUAACAAGUAGCUAAGAGUUUCAGAAACACAGUCAAGGUGAUGAGCCAUCUGGUUUUCCAUUUGGAUUUGAUACAUUAUACUGCUGCUGCCAGCUUUUUUGCUUGAGCAAUGGUGAAAGACUUCUGAAUGUUACUGUUUCCUUCCAUGUUAGGUUUACAUAGCACUGCCACAGCCAUCAAUAAUGGUGGAAAAGUAUGGUGUGAAGAUGACAAAAGAAAUUUUGCCAACCUUGGUAAACAUAGUAGUUCCUGUUGGAUUAAGCCGCACAAGUUUAAGCCGUGGUGUUCAGGUAAGUUUGUUGUUUUGCGUUUUUCAUGAGAUUUUCCAAGUUUCCCACCCACCUACUGGUGGAAUAUUUGCAAAUGCCAUAAACAGCUCUUGGCUUAACCAAUUUAGAAAAAAAUGGUGUUACUAUGACAUUGAUGGCAGGAAUAGAAAGUGUGGAAUUUAAAUUGAAGGCCAAGGAUAUCCAAUAUUUGGAGUUAGUACUGACAUUUACAUGAGUUGAAAGGUUGAAAGUUAAAAAAUAUAUGCUUGAGUGCAAAGUGUGCCCCACAGCUUUAUAUCUGGCAGAUUUUUCCUUUACAUGUCUUGUUGACAUGAUCCUUUAAACAAUUACUUCUCACAUUGUGGGUUGUGAUAAGUAUUUUUACUGAGCAGUGUGUAUGUUCAGGUAAGCUAACCUUCCUGCCCAUCUCAACAUUUAUUUGCCAGCAGUUGAUCAAAACUGUGUUGAUUCCCUUUAAUUUGGUGUUGUGUUCUGAUUUCAAUGUUUUUGACAUUUAUUUGUCAACAGCAUGCAAGUUAUCUAGUGAAACACACAACAUUGUCACUGGUAAUAGUAAUCUUGAACAGAGCACAGAAUGCUGUGCAGUGUUUGGCCUCCAGUGAGGAUAUUUCAGAGGACCUGGCAAACACUACAGAUGCACCAUUAGUGCAACAGUUCAGAGAAGAGGUUGUUAAGGCAUUACCCGAUGUAAACACUUUCAUCUCACUGAGGCAGAACCUUGUUAGUGGUAAAACAAAGGGAGAGUCACAAGGAGAAGGUUUGAGUUGAGUUUUUGUUUGUUUAUCUUUGUGCAGUUCUUCAUCCCCCAUACCCUCUCACAACUGGCAAAUCUUUAUCAGUACAGAAGAAGAUACAGAAGAAAAUAACAGUAAGGAACAGACCUCUGAUCCAGCUGUAAGGCAAAAAGUACAUGACCUGUUGUUCAAAGUGUGCAAGUCAUUCAAGUUUGGAAUUUGUUUUUCCAAUAUGGCUGGAGCAGUAUAUACAUCUAAGUUGUACCUGCAAGGGUACAGGCUCAUACAGCUGAAAUGUGUCUCGGUUUACCCACAAUGAAGAGUCUAGAAGUAUUACUUUUCCCCACCUGAAUGAAAUGUUAGUGCAUGACAAUUUCCCUUCACCCCAACCCAUGGUAGCAUCUUCUCAGGUUCUCCUGAUAAUUUAUUAUCACAAAAGGAAAACAAGAAUUUAUUCUCAGGCCUGGUUGAACGCUGCCUACCAUGAGAUUUAACCUUUUAACUUCCAGAUGUGAUUAACAUGUAUCUUCUCAUUAAGAUAUCCAUACAUCAUCUUGCAAAUAGGUAAUGAGAAUUCUCAAACUUAUUAGUCAGAAGUUGUUAUCUUGAUCUAAGACCAAAUUCUCAUAACUAAUUUGCAAGAAAAUGUUUCACAACUAGAGGGGAGAAUAAGCUGUGAGAUUUUGGGAGUUAAAAGGUUAAGACAACAAUAGGUUUGUCAUUUCAAUAUUGUGCUUUUAAUUUUCAGACUUGGCAAGCCCAACAAUCUUCCUUGCAGAAAGCCUGAAAAUAAUCCAUGGCUUUCAGCUUCUAAGUCCUUCACUCCUUUCCCAUAUCAACUUUGACCUCAGAAAGUUGUUGUCAGGACAACAGGAAGCAAAAUUGCCAGUUAUUGCACAGCAGUUAACUUUACAGAUCUUACUCCAUGCACCACCUGGCAGCUUAAAGUGGUUUCAACAGGUUGGUGAUUUUAGGCAAAACAUUAACUCUUUUACUUGAACUUGUUUUGUACAUGUAGCUGCUGUGCUCAAUUAUUUUUCCUCUUCCUUCCUCCUGUCUCUAUCCAUUUACCCUCUCUACAAGUGUCAAUAUAAAUGGCCAAAUUGUGUCAAUUUAAUCUUGAUACAGCAGCUUGUUAAAUUGAAGGGUAUUUAGCACUAAUUCAGGAUUAAAAUUGAGUUAGAUUUCUCUUUUAAUGCUCCAAAGCUCAAAACAAAAGGAAAAAAUUUACUCAUAGCUUGGGUUAGGAUUAUACUGUUUCAAGCAACCCAACCCCAAUCUACCAGUAUUUUUGUAGGUUCUGUCAGGUUAGGGUUAGUGGGUUGUGUUCCUCACUCCACAUGUACAUUGUAAUAUUGGAUUGUUUAAAAAACAUUUGAACUUAUUGUGAAGCAACAAAAUGCUAUCUAGCAUGGAUCCUGAAGCAGUGCAAUUUCCCAUUUAAAUUCCAUUGCAGUGUCAAGAGAGCUUAAAAUACAUGGGAAUUAAUUUAUCUGACGGAGAAGGGCUGUGUGUGGCACAGUUUGUGACUUGAGUGUUAGAACUAUGUGAAGCAACAAAAAGUCAUUUAGCAACAAUCCUGAAGCAGUGCAAUUUCUCAUUUAGAUUCCAUUGCUGUGUAGAGAGAAAAUAAAACACAAGCAAGUUAAUUUCUCUGUAGGAGAAGGGGCUGCAUGCAGCAGAGUUUGCGACUUGAGUGUUUCAAGGGUUUGAUUUGUAAAUGGUAAAUGUCAUUAACUUUUGUUUUUAGUUUGUUUCUUUAUAUUACAUUGUAUGCUUUUUGAUUUUGUCUUAUCAGAAGGGAAAAAGCUCAGCAUCCUUUCUGUACUCAAUACUAAACGUGUACACAUCAGCAAGGAAUGAAAAGAUAAAGACAGAUGCCCAGCAGCUUGUGCAGAAGGUAAGCAUGUGAAUACAAAAAAGGGUGAAAAAUUCAGAAAAUAAGAUCCUCUGAUGGACAAACUCUAUUGUUAAGGAGGGUGGAAUAAAGGAAAAAAAUGGGACGGGGUGCUUUUUGAAAAGUAUUCAUGUACUAUGGGUACAUGUACAUGCUAUUAGCUGAAGUGAGAAGUAUAGUCACUGUAAUACUUUCAAUAGCUGAGAUACAAUGUAGAGGUAGACUGACUGUCUGAUGACUAAUAGCUAGACUGACUCACUGUCUGUCAUUGAUUGAAAAUAAUGAAAUGGUGCUUUGACAGAAUUGAUAGAAACAGGUAAUUUACUUCUGAGAUGGGAUUAAAUGAAGUUGAAAAUUUGACACAUUCAGAGAUUAAUAAUGUAAUAGGAGCAAGUGGGGUCCAAUUCAAUCUGUAAUCAUAAGUCAGAGUGAUUAUCGGACAACUGUGAAGCAGUCCUGAGUAUGAUAACAGACAGAAUUGGGCAACACAAAGUCCUGUUACCAAUUAAUCAUAACUGUUACAAUUUCUGGAAAAAAAAUACAUUUAGGAAAAACAUUUUAGAGAAAAUGUGUAAAGUAAAAAAUUCCUCCAGUGUGGAAAUUUCUCAUUUUUUUUAAUAUGGUUGUUGCUAUGGUUAUUGUGAUCAAUUCUGCAAUUAAUGGAUUUGGCUGAAUGGACUUACAUGUUGUAUGAUUUGCUGCUUCAACUGUCUGAUUGCAGGUGUCUGAUUACAGCCAACGGUCUGAGUACAGAAUAUAUAGUGAAAAAUAAAUCAGCUAAAGCACCAAUCACGUUUGAGGAAAUUGUAAUAGUUAUGAUUAACAGUGUUUUUGCCUUUCUUGAAGCUCCUUAGUGAAACAGGACUACUGAACAGCCUUCCACAUGCAAAUGAGGUAGAAAUGUGGUUGAGUCAUCUGUGUCACAGUCAGUUUGAAGGACACACGGAGACACUUCUUAGGUUUUUGGAUGAAGUCUUUAUGGCUGUAGCCUCUGAGCCAUACCUGUACACAGACAUUGUGAUCGACCUGCAAGCUGAAGCAGUUUCACAUGAAGCUAGUGCUCUGCAGUUUGGUUUGGACCCAACAGAUUGGACCCAGCCUUCAAAUACAAGGUUUGACCUAAGUUUCUCUGAUAAAAACAGUUUAAAAUUAUAUUCAAACAGUUUAUUCAUUGGCUCUUAUUGAGGUCUGUUUGGUUUUGUUGUUUUUUCAAGGUACAUAUGAAGCAUUUGCUAUGGAUUUCAUGAUUAUAAUAACUUUGAAAUGAACCAGGAAAUUUAAAUGUGAACCAUGGAUAAAAAGAAAAAAGAACCACAUUAAAUGUUUCCAAGAUCAUCCUAUUUCUCACAUGUAGCUUGGCUUAGAAGGAGGUGUGCGAUCAAUAUGAAUACCAUUUAGGAGUAGGGAGAUGCACCUGAAAAGAUUGUUAAUAUCUUGGCUCUAUCAGCCUUCUGUCCUUUUGAUUGGGGCCAAAAGCAAGGAAUGGAAAAUCAAAAUGAUUAAAGAUACAUGUAGCAUAAAUUUAUAUACACAUCAGCAAACCACAAAACCUUUAACUGCACCUGUUAUUAGGACUUCUGUAUGCUGUUAAGAUUUCUCAACCCUGAUUGGCUUAUUUCCAUCAACAGAAUCACCUUCCAGGAACAUUUCUGGUUUUUAUGGUUUUCUGAGUUUCUCAGUAAUUCAAACUCAUUUUUUUUCAGUCUUCCUGUAAGUCUUUUACUUGUUGGAGCUUUGAAGCGAUAUUGUGAGAUGAUCUCAAAUGCCACUGAACCAGGUGAAAAAGCAGAGGAGCUCCCUUUAGGUAGGUCCUAGUAUGAACAGUCAUAAAAAUUAAGUUAAUUAAUAUGAAAAAAAUCAUAAUUUUGACCUCUAGAUAUGAUAACAAGGUACUAAUUGAUCUUCACAGUUUAACUGUUAGUAAUUCAUUCAACAGUAAGAAAUAUGUUUAAAUAAUUAUUUAGGUUUGGACAGGGAUUGAACCAGUACCUCUUGAUGCUAAAUUUUAGUCCCAAAUGCUCACUUCUUUUUUAGCUUUUUUACCUGAUUAUUUUAUAUGAAAUUGUAACAGGUCUAUUUCUGCUGCUGCUUUAAUAUUUCUCUUCUUAAAUGUCCCUCUCUUUUUCCUCAGGUUGUAUAGCAAAGUACAUGAAUUGUGUCAUCUCAGAUAUGAUUCACAGUGCAAUGAAUCCAACCAUUUUGUGCUUUGUGGUAUGCCAUUAUGUAAGCAACACUGAAGUAUCACAACAUAUGGCUACAGUAAGGAAUGCACAUAAAGCUUUGCUGCAUUAUCUAAGUUACUGGAUGCCCAGCUUCACUCAACUACAGGACAAGAUUGAUUAUCUAAAGGUAUUGCUGAUAUGACUUCCUUUGCACUGUGUCCUUUGUUACUGAAUGAGAUGUCACUGAAAAAAAAACUGAAACUGUGAUAAGAAAACAGAGUAUUUUUAUCAAAAUAAAAGAGGUGACCUUGACAUCAAACAUAGUGGCAAUAGGUAGAAAACAUUUAGCACUAACUGAAAUAGGCCGCAGUAAGGGUGGGAAGAGUUCUGGGCUUUGUAUGGUCUGGAAUCUUCCUUCCUUUAAACAUGAGGUAGAUUAUUAUGCAAGGACCUGACCAUGAGAACUUAAAAUUCUUGUAUUCUCAUGUUAUGAAAAGAAGUUACAUUUUAGUUGCAAAGGAAGCAUUGUGUUCCACGUAUUCUACUCAUAGAUGCAGUAUUAUGUGUACCUAGUCCUUUUUAAUUAUACUAACUAUCAUAAAGGAGGCUUAAGAUGUUGAUGUAUGAAAUCAAAACCACAUCUUCUGUGGAUGUGUCAAUAUCUUCUUAAUGCAUGUGCAUUUCUCCAUUUCAAAUAAUUUCAUAUCCGCUAGGUACCGUCAAAGACCAGCAACAACAGUUUAAAGCAGCUACAAAGCUUCUUGAGCAGAACAAUGCUGCAAAACGAGCAAGGUAAGAAAAACCCUUUAGCUCUUUAACUUCCUUGAGUAAUCAAUACAUGAAUUAUUCUUAUAGAAGUGACACUUUAUCAGGUAGGAAACCCUGAGAGUUAAGAAGAUUAUUCACAAGAGGAUGUUAUUACAACGACGCUAAAUUCUCGAGAAUAAUUUGUGAAGAAGUGUACAUUGUAGGAUGUUAUUUAGGAGGACUGGCUUUCACAUCCUCGGAGUAAAAGGGCUUUGUGCCCCCCCCGCGUUGAUUGUGUAUGGUUCUAUUUGCCAACUUAUACAGUAGAUGAUACUUAGAGGUGAUGAUGCCCAGCGGGAUUAGCCUGCAGCCUUUGACAGCCGUCGUCUGCGUUAGUUCUUGCAGGUGGAGGCAAGCCAAGACAAGCAAAGGCAUAAGGGGUGCACGCCUUGUGUUCCCGCCUGAAAACACAAAAAUGACGCCUUUUUCGCGGUCUAUGUGGGAUUAAUCCGUUCACUUCGAAGAUCUAAAUAUAGAUUCACCUCUCUGUUUCAGAUUCAAAUUUUUGUUUCUGUAGCGCGGAGAAACAAAAGCAAAGAGUUACCCCCGUAGCUUUUUUUUUUUUCUUGUCACCAUUCUGGUUGAAAAUGUAUUGACAUUGUAAGGAGAAAUCACGCAUUGGUCACUUCCGGGGUUAAAUGUUAAUAUGUGGUAGGUCUGAGGUGUUUCAAUAUGCCCACAGGUGAGUUCUGUCGGCAUGCAGUAGCCUCAGAAAUAAAUAUGAGAUGUAUGAGUCGUCAUUGUGGAAGUAACAACAAUGAUGAGCGAUUUAUCUCUGACAUUUAAAAGCACCAUGAUACAUUUGAAGGUUUAUUUUUCACAUCUGCAAUUAAUGGUGUGAUUAUUUUUCAAUUACAAUUUCCUAACGGAAAGAGUAGUGAGGUGGGAUACAGAGCCAGCCGAGCAGAAGAAGAUCAUGUGCAAAGACUCAAAAUAACAUGAACAUUUGAUUUCGUUUCAUUUGCAGAAAAAGCGACAGUGUCGGCUGAAUUGAACCGUCAUCUUGAGCUCUUGGAUGAAGAACAGCUGGGUACAGUCAUUACUGACUGUGUUGACUUCUGUAAGAACCAGCUUAGUGGACAGUUUUCUCCCCUUAUUAAAGUUCUGCAAGUCACAAACUACAGAAUCACAGGUGAGCAAAUGCAUGGAGGGCAUUUCUAUACUAAAAUGAAUCUCAGAUGCAAAGGAACUUCAAAAUAAAAAGUUUCCAAGAUUAAUUCAAAACAAAACCAGACAAACAGGAACAAGAAUGUAGUUAAGGAUAGGAGAGAUUAGAAUGGACUGCAAAAAAAAAUCUUGAAAAAUAUCAGUAGACCCUCCACCGAGUGUUUUCUUUCGAUUUCAAAUCUUUCCUUUCGUCUGCUCUACGUUCAUUCUUUCCUGUUGAAGAUAACAGUACUUGAACCUCAUUGCUUUUGUUUUGCAGUUAUCAACCAAUAACUGUAUGAGGAGAUUUUCUCUUUUCGAUGGUAAUUUUGUUUGAAAAAAAUACACGAGAAUCCCUGCAAAAAUUUCAAAAUGGCUCUUUCACGUUUUUAUGAAAGUUUUCACAGCAAUAGUUAUUCAAGUAGUGUAUGUUGUAUUUGUUGUCCGAGAAAUGAUUGUGUUGAAGAGGAUUGUCUUUGGUGUCGAGUGUGUGACGUUUCUAAAAACCUGACUUUAAUGCUUAAUGAUUUUCAGUAGUCACUGUCACCAACGAAGGCCAUUUUCAGUAGCAUCCACACUGAGACGAUCACACUACAUCGUCAAUUCAACACUCGAGUGUCAAAAUACGUUAAUUCUCUUUUCUCGUGUCACCUUUGUCACAUGUCUGCUUGUAUUCUAAAGGUUCUAGUGCUACAGAAGACAUUGCCCCUUUAUUGCAAGCCCUUCCGUUUGGUGUCCUUGUUUGGCAAGUGCUCGGAGAGGCUAUACAAGGUGUAAAGAAAACUGUAAAUCAAUGGAAUACUUCAACAACAGAUUUGUCAUCCUUUGAGAAUGAAACUUCCAGCCUUCUAGACAAUUCAUGGAUCCAGAGCCUUUUGGUGAAGGCCUUAGAAAAGGAGCCUUUAGUCAAGACCAUUCCACUUUGCUGCCACGUCCUCUUGUAUCUGCGUUCGCUUAAAGCAAAACUUGUCGUGAUUCGUACUUCACCUGAAAACUGCAUGCUUCGUUCUGCAAUGCAAUUGUGCUUUGAGCUUCUUCAGUGUCUGUUGCAACGGUUAGCGUCACUUCAAGAUAAGAUGUCAGAAGGCAAGGCAAAUGCCUCGCACGAGACACACAAUCAGGGAGAAAUGCUUUUUUCUUUACAAAGUUUUGACUCUCCACAAAAUUCCUGCGAACCUAGAUGCCAAAGAUUUUCAAAUGUGGACAACAUUUACCAAACGAUUCUCCAUCAUCCAGUGAUCUUUGACUGCUUUCUUUGGAGGCCAGAACAUUCUUUUGUUGGUCAUGUUCCCUGGAAUAUUGGUACACAGUUGACGUAUAAUGUUACCAACGUGUUGCUAGCAGUGCUGCCAAGUCUAACAGUUCAUCAGAAGAGGAUUCUGAUGGCUCCUUUUGUCACCAAGAUCUGCAAGGAGGGUAUGCUGGAGAUUGAAUCUGCCAACAGUGGAAACGGUAAUUAAGAAUUAAUCAAACAAAUAAUUUAAAUUAAGCUCUGUUGGCACGCCCUUUGGUGGCCAUGUGACCGAUCCUUUGGCAGCUAAGUUUGGUAGUUACCUGUUAAUGGUGAUUUCGCCUCGCUCUCCCAUGUCUUGCCUGAACUUCACAUUCUUGUUCAGAAGAAUCUUAAUUUCGGCUUCCCCUUUGGAUGAAGUUUAUGUUUGGCAUGCUCAGUCAGCAAAUCAGAAACCAAAGAUACCCUCCUAGGUACUACCUCCUGGCUUGAUUCCUCAUAAGCAUUUAUGAAUAAAGUAUUUAAGUUACUUACCUAACUUAAAUGUACGGAGUCGCAGUUGACACGUGCAGCCUAUGUGCGCUCUGAUGCCCAUCACUGAGCCUUAGAGAACCCUGUUGUUAGCCAGGUCAGCAUUAGUGAUACAUAUCCUACAAACUGCUAUGAUCAUUAACAUCGAAAGUGUCAUGGAAGUCAAUAAAAUAACAAGUGAACAGGAAAAGAUAUUUUCUCGUCUUGUCUCGAGCUUUGGCAAAGAAAAAAAGAUAAAACAAAAAAAGUAUUAAAAAAAAAACGAAAACACAUUUAUAUUUCAUCCUUUACGUCCUAACAUCAGUAUGCAUACUCUCCAUACUGUUCUCUAUAUAUUUGCUAAGAAGUGAUCAAUUUCUUUAUUCUCAUGACCUUAAUGUGUGACUCAGGGUUAUAUUGUAAGGAGAAAUUAGAUGCUAGACACUCGUAGAGGUUAAGGGGUAAAGUCUGAGAUUUGCAGCAUACUGCUAAAUAAGUAUCACUAACGAUAAUUAUACCUACACUGUACUCCACUUUAUUUGCAACUUAUCAAACGGUUUGUGUCAUCCGUAGUGAUUUCAUCUUCCCAAACUCUGUACCUUCUUGGUCUUUUUCACGAGUACUGUGACGAAGAGAACCAAGUGAAGUUCAUAUCACAUUUAUCUCAGCUUCCCUCCGACAUGCUGGUAACAACUGAUGCGGUGUCAAGAGACAAAGUUCCAUCCGUGUGUCUCACGACUCUGUUGACUUUGUUGGAGGGUGAAUCAUUUUGUGAAGAUCAUCUUUCGCCUUUGUUAUCUGGGCGAAAUCCAUUAAAGACAGAAGAACCACUUUUAUUGUCGCACUUCAGGCAGUUGGUCAAGAUAUCGCAAGAUGUGAACUGCCCACAGCUAGAUUACACAAUUUUAAAACUUUUGCAAAAGUCUAUGUUGUAUGUAAUGGGUUCAACGGCCACUUUCUUAGACAUCUGUCUCAACCAAUCGACUAAAGCCAAAAUUGCUAUAGCAGCACACUUAGUCAAAUAUUGUCCUUCCUUGAGGUCGCAUUUUGAACUUCGCUGUUUGGAUAAACCAAAGCCGAGGAAGAAGCCAAAAGCACUUGACAUUACCUGUACAAUGUUUCCAGUGGCGCUCAAGGAACAUCCGGCAGAGUUCCUCCCUGUGGUGUCAUCAUACCUGUUUUGUAUGCGAGGAAUAAGCGCAGAAAAGUUAGGUAAGUUAAACUUCAUGUGUAUGCUGAUGGAGCAUUUUGCAACUAAUUAUAAACAAAAAUAAGACCAAUCUUGCCUUGGUCACAAGCGUUUUUCAGAUGAUUGAAUCGGGCCCAAGUUGUUUUUUAAAAUAAACAUGCAUUCGUCUUACUUGAACUUUUGAUGACCCCCCUUUCAUCCUUCGCAAAUUUUAUGUACAAUGAUGUUCUCACCUAAACUCGAUUAAAAUGAGGUCAGUAAAGGAAAAUAUAAGAGCUCAACUUGUUGACUGGGCUUAUUCCAUCUUGCACUGUUAUCUUAGCAAGUUCUGUUUUUGUUGUAGGUCGCAGAACACAGGCAGUUGUGUCCCAUUUGGUUGAGUUGUAUUGGGCAUCGUUGUGGGCGUGGCUAGCUAGUGAUAGGGAAGGAAUUUUCAAAGGAUCAGAGGUGAUUUAAAAUAUAAUACCGGAACUCAGUGGUUUUUAGCUUAUUGUCAAAACCUAGGAACAAUUAUCGAGUCGCCAUCACCAAUGCACAACCAUAAAUGAUGAGUUAAAGCAAAAUCAAAAGCGGAAGAACACAGGGGUUUAAGAGGUUCUUCGAUUUACCAAGAAGAUAUGAUCAUAAAGCCAAUCACAGCUUUUUAAAAUACUGCCAAGUUGUGAAUCGUUCCUUGUCAAGGGUUUGCCUGUUGGAGUUUUUACACUUGUGGGACACUAACGGUGUUUUUAAAGUCUCGUUAAUGGAUGACUGAGGGUUCCAGAUGGAGAGUGUGCUGAAUCUUAAAGUUGAGGAUAGCAUACUAAAAUUUCACAAAAUUAAGUUAGCCGAUGGUUUCUGAGAAUCUCUUACUUGACACUAUAACUCCCAAGAUCUGAUCGUUAAUUUCCCCCUCUAGCUACGACGCAUUUACUUGAAAAUCAGUUACGAGAAUUUAGUGUUAAAUCAAGAUAACAACUUCUACCUAAUAAGUUUGAGAAUUCUCAAUACUUGUUUACUGAAUAAUGUAUGGACAAUGUUUGGAAAAGUUACCUGAUAAUCGCUUCUGGGAAUUAGAAAUAGAUUCUUUUCACUUCCCAGUCAAUACCUCUUGCAGAAAUGCAGAUGCUGACAUCAUUUUUUUAUUCUUAUUAUUUCAAACGUUCCAACAAACAAGAACGAUGAAACACGCAAAUGUAAUAUUCUGUUUUUCACAACAGGAAUUAAGCAUAGACGUGCUGACUGCUCUAAUACUUCACAUGCCAAAAGGUUAGUAUCUGACGCGAAUGUUAUAUUUAGGAUUGAACGCAGCUACGAAAACGACAAAGUUUUCUUAUUUCCGCAACAGCAUCAACGUAGUAACGUAAGACAGCGAUAAAUUCUGAGUUUCCAAGAAGAAUCAAACCCCAGACUUUCGAAUUCCGUGCAAGGCCUUAUAUACAAACGAAGAAAUUUGGCGAUUUUCGUCGAUGCUCUCCCGAACUUUUUAUAGCUGUACUAAAUCUCGUCAUUUUCACUGAGGCCUUACUUUCCCUCUUAAUUCGUGUCGUGUCUUUUGUCGACGCUCUUACGUUCAGUCGUGCACGUUAGUAGUGCGAAUGUUCCAUAUCUCUAUAUCUUGACUAACCAAAUUGUUGUGACGGCUGCCACAUGCGCGCGCCGUACAAAUUAAAUAUUUCAUGAACCAACAAAGUCAACAUUGCUAAAGUGAAAGACACUUAUUUCCUUUCAACUUUCUGGGUACAAGUUUAAGGCAAAGUAAUAUUGUUGUUAAACGACAUUCGCCCGUUGUUACUAUGUGAUAAAAAAUGUCCUGUUUUGAUUUCUCCUUUAGAUAACAAUCUUUUGAAACAGCUCAACGGACUUUUGAUAAGAGCUUCUUUGUGGGACAGGUACAGAAAUUUAAUUCAGCAUUUUUCUUAUUUUAGAUACUUAGUUCAACUUCGCGCUUUUACAGCACACCACUUCAAAUUAUAAUGAACAUUAUAUAAUUUUGAGAUGGAAACGAUGUGACCUUGUUUUGCUUACAAAAAUAGGAGCAAUAAUUAAAUUUUUUAUCUUAAAUUAGCCGUAAGUUGACAUGUAACUCUGUCACUUAUAAUCACUCAUCCCCUUUUGUCUUACAAUAAGUAAGAUUGCAAAAUUGAUUUCAAACGAAUUGGUGUAAGUUUAAAAAAACUCUAGGUAUUGUUGCUCGUAUGAAGAAGUAAUUGGUGUGUUUGCAGUUCUUUAAAUUAAUGAAUGUUUGAUUGACUUAAAGAGUGUUUCAAUUUUUAAAACAGGCGUGUGAAGUCGCAAUAGUGUGCUUGGUUGCCAAGCCUUUGAACAGAAGUGAGGCUAAGGUUGACCUUGUUAUGAUACAAACCUUGCUGCUUUUCAAAUGUAAAUUACUUUGUGAUCAUGUUAACUAGAUACUGGUCUUUAUCACAAAAAGGUCGCCUUCGGCCCAACUCCAAAUCAAAGACUUGGCAACCAAGCACACAACUGUAAAAUGGCCUAUUCUGCGGCUAACGAGAAUUGAAAGGAUAAACGCGGAAGGUUUUGUUCUCAAUCUUUUCAUAAGAGUUUAAGGUUUCAUUUUUUUUCCAGAUACCAGCUGAGAAUUUGUCGCCAACUUUUAACAAGCCAAUAUCGCAACUUUUCUACCAAUGAAGAUGGAGUGAAUAUUAUCAGCAAAUUUUGUUUUGCCUGUUUGGAAUUCUUGUCCAGCAAUCUAAUUAAAACAGGUAAAAAGCUAUUAUUUCCUCAUCGCAAAUUGUCAGAUUUUCCAGUUUACUUAUCAGCAAAUUGCUAGUGAAGGUUUAUUAACAUGAAGAUUAUCGGUUCAAUUAGAUACAAACAGCGACAAUGAACAAGUUAUGGAGGAGUCUCUGGAUUCUCUGGGAUGGAUUUGCGAGGUAUGUUUUCGUUGAGGAUUUUAAAAGAGAAAAAAGAACAAGUUGUUGGAGUUAAGCAGUGUAGAUUGUGAGAGAGAGCAACAGAAAUAGUUGAAGUCAUAAGUUUUUGUUUUUUUUAUCUUGUUAUUCAGAAUACAGUCAGCAUCAGUAUCGUGAAUGAAGAUUACUUGACAACCUGGAAGAACUUUGUAACUAACUCGUUAAGGUAAUGCUAAAAGUCAUAAAGAGUAUACCUGAUUUCACCAUGUUGGUCCUUGCCUGUUUUACUUAAGUUGUCGAAAUUGUUGUCAUAGUUACAUGUGCGUAUUUACAUUGCGAUGACAACAAUAGCAUUUAAACUCCCUUCUUCCCCCACCCCCACCCUGUUAUUGUUUUCUGUGGAUCUCAUUGUAUUUAAGAAAAGGUUACAGUAGCCAUUGGGAACAUGUAGUUCUAGAAUACCAUUUCAAAAGGGUGCACAGAUUGGGCGAUCUUUAGAUGCGGCACGAGAUCGUCGUACCGAAGAAGCGGGCUUUUACUGUCUUAUUCUGAACAAUCUGAACAAAAUGGCGCAAACGGCCGGGAGGAAUACAGAUCAAGACGUGCACAAAUAAACAAGCAAGACGACUUUGCUGAGAAGAAUUACAAAGUUUUAUUACAUGAAUCGAAAGAAGACAUAACCUAUGCCUAUCUUUGUCCCAGAGGUUGUCUUUUUGUAGGGAAACGGAGCACGCUAUCAAGCAUGAUGACCGCUCUCUGCACGUAAAAGAAACUUGAGUCAAGUCUUUUAACUCUUUUGGUUGCUUUUCAGGUAUAAAUUUGAAAGUUCCGAAGUUCUUCGAAUUUUUAGUUGCAUUAUUAAGGCCAUCUACAAGAAACAAGACAAGGGAGAGAGUCUCCCUUAUGGACUUUUGUCCCUGGAAACUUUGUAUGAAAUGGUGUUGAGUCAUUCUCGGUUCUUGAACAUCCUCCUUAGUACUGACAAGAACAUGGAUGCGAAAGGUAAAGACUGGGAUAAGUGAGUUAGUGAUUUGCUGGAAGUAGAAAGGGUUUAUCUCAAAGUCUUUUCUUUAUUUUUCUUUUUAGGGGAUUUUUCUAGUUUAUUUGCAUGUUGCGUUUAAGUUACAUAUCUUACUAAAUUUUUUUUCUUUUCUUUUGUGCAUAUCUGGAAAAAGUACUUUCUAGGCAUAAACCAUCGUGUAGCUCCUUAAAUUGAUUUGCACCCAUGUAUUCGCCUAAAUAUGUCUAAGAGAUUGACUGAUGAACGGGCGAAUUGACGGAUUGUUUAAACAAUUGAGUGAAUGAUUAAUUGAUGGAUCGAUGGGCCGUAAUUCCUUUUUUUUGCUUUUCACAGAAAAGCUGGCAGAUCUGAUGGUCACGAUUGUAGAACUAAGUCCUAGUUGCUGCGAGUCUUCACACCUUCCUGUGCUGUUUGCAGCAUAUUCGGCGACCUUGUCAGCCACAGGUGCACACACUUUGUCUUUUUUAUAUUUACCGUUCCUUCAGUGAUGUCAUUGUACCAAAUCAGGUCAUGAGACCGUAAUACAAAGUGACGUACUGUGUACUGGUUUGACUAAGAAACACCUGGAAACUAGUUUAGCGCUGUUUAACUCACACAAUGACCAGGCGUCUUAGCACUUUAACUUCCAGAAGUGAUUAACAUGUAACUUCUCCCUAUAAUGUACCUACAUUAUCCAGCAAACAUGCAAGGGGAAUUCUCAAACUCGUCAAGUAGAAGUUGUUAUCUUGACCUUAACACCAAACUCUCAUAGCUAAUAUACAAGGAAAUGUGUGGCAGCUAGAAGGGAGAAUUAGCAAUCAAAUCUUGGAAAUUCAAGUGUUUGGUGGAAAUUCAAGAAUUUUACUGAAAGGAAUGAUAAUUUUACCUCACCGAUUUCAUUGACCUCUUUGGUCUCGUUUUGUCCAACCAGUAGUUGCCAGAUUACUUUUCUUUUAUGUCGGUGUUACAGACCCGUUCCACUUUUGUUCAAAUAAAUUCAAACUGGUUAAAAAAACAAAAAAAUGAUAUUUAUUUUCGUCGUAUCUCUUGCCUUGUCGUAGAGUUCCUUUUUUUCCCAUUUCCAGAUAAUGUUUCUUAAUAGGCAAGCAAGCUUUCAAAGACAUAUUCUAGAAAUAGAUUUUCAUUUUUUUGCCCAGUCAUGCCUUAGUGUACAGUGUACAUGACUGUCACCGACGCUAUAGAGCUCAUUUUUGAGUGAGGAAAAUGGGUUUGUAUCACCGUAGUUUAGCAUGAGUCUGCUUUUUGUUUCCAGAUCAGUCUAUUUUGUAUCUGAUGAAUUUGUAUGAGAAAAACCACAUAUCCUUUAGGAACUACAGGUAAUCCUCGUGUAACUGCGAAUAAAUACGAAUACAUUAUAGUCAAAGAUUCAAUACACUGUAGCCACAUUUUAUCGUAAUGUAAACUGACGGAUCCGCUAUGAGCUUUUGCUUUUAGUCAAAGAUUCAAUACGCUAUCGCCACAGUUUAUCGUAAUGUAAAUUAACGGAUCCGCUAUGAGCUUUCGAUUAUAGUCAAAGAUUCAAUACUCUGUUGCCCUCCUCAUCAGACCCAUGGGCAUUUUUUUACUUCUUGCUGAACACAGGGUCUUAUAUUACCACUCAUUAUGAAGUAUCUAAGAGUUACUUGUCCUAAAACAUAUCUUGGUUUAUUUGAGAUAAGGGUAAAAAUCUGCAUUUUCGGAAUCGAAGUUUGGGAUUGCUGGACCCACUCCUGGUGACGUUUCCCUCAAAGUCUGCUGGUACCCAUCUGUACUCCAAGAUGGAGAGCCGCACUGUUAGAAUUAUAAGAAAGCGCAGUGACCCGGCCAGGGCUCGAGCCCAGACCUCUCGAUCCAAAGUCUAGCGCGUUAAAGGUGAUUACAGAUAACGCAAAUGUGCCACCACAGUACAUUUUCUGUUCCAGAUUAAAAAUUCAAAGACAAUAUAUCUGUAAGAAUAAGCAUCCAAGGCGUGUUCUUUAAACAGAAUGCUAACUCCAGUUCCUUGAAACCUGGUCUUAUACUAAGUGACCGGUGAAAACGAUUAUUGGGAAAUGGAAAUAGUAGCAACUACGUGAAGCAGGAGACUUUUCGGAUUCGACACAUUGACAAUGUAAUUCUUUAAAAUAACGAUUACUUUAGGCACCUUUUUCUUGACAGACCUUUUCUCUGGGGCCCAGCUGCUGCGCGCCAUCAUCAAGUCUCCAAGAGCCUGGGUCCAUCCCUACUGCAACAACCAACUGUCACUGAAGUGAUGGAACAAAUGGCUGCCAGCAAAAUGUUCCAGUCAGCGCUGUCCUUUCCUCAGGGCAGGCUUUUACAGGUAGGAUUUUUUUGGCAAAUUGAACUCUUUUUCAUGAAAUUUUGGGAAGGUAAAUGGUAUGUGAAAGCUACAGAGUGGCCAGUGAGGCAACGAAAGUACUGACAACUUGUUCACUGGCGUCAGUUUCCUGCGCCUCGGUUGAUUUGUUUGUCUUUACUUUGACUUCUCAUUGGCUGAUUCUGAUCAAUCAUUCUGAUUGGCUGUUGUGAACAUCCAAGUUUCAUUCACAACACUAAAUGAAAGACCGCUGUACGAAACCUCGUCAGCAUGGCAUAGCAUGACUUACAUGAUGGCUUUCGGUUACGACAUAGAAAUAUCUACCAUACUUGAAUCUCUAGAUCUUUUUAUUACAGUUGUAGUUCUUUACUACGGCUAACAAUAUUGUCCCAAUUUUUCCUCUAGAAAGGUUUCUAGCCUGAACGUUAUCCAUGGCUGUGACUUCACAGUACCUGGUUGUGAUGUGCAAUCAUAUUUAAUCCAACUAUACGAAAACUUGCGACUAGUUAGGCGAAUAGCGUAUUGUAAACCCGGUAUUUUGACAGAUUGGGAUCCCUUCCCCUCUCCCCCCUCCCGCAGUUUCGGAAGUCCCCUGUUCCAAAUCCACCCUAGUCUUGUUUUAGGCAAUCACCUUAAGAGAACGAGGAAAAAACGUGGGAAGUGGAGGGGAAAGGUUAAGGAGAGCGACGGUGACCGAUAGCCUGGCACAAGCUUAAGCGGCCGAAAAAUGCGAACCCCUGAUCUACACAUUGCACUGAAAUCGUUUUUAAAUCGGAAGGUCAGGUUGUCUUCAUCCAUUUCUUUUCAUUCUUUGCCAGCCUCAAGUCCAGAUGGAAGUUGCUUGUGAAGGACUCCGAGAUCUUUAUGACCCUUGUUUCCUUCUUCCGUUAUUCAGCUGUCUUCUUGCUCCAAGUAAGUAAAGUUGUUUUGGGUAUUGCCAAGUAAAGAAAUUUCUAUGUUGUGUUUCGUAAGGAAUCCGGGAUUGUUUUGGCUUUGCGUCGCUUCGCUCUGUGAUUGAUCCAGAAAAUUCGUGCCAGUCUCUCAAGCAUUUAGAUUAACAACUAAAACCAAUCGCUACGCUCGAGUUCUUCUUCGCUUGAAGCAGGUUGCUUGCUGUUACUUUGAGUUCUUCGGGGCUCUUUGUGAUUUGUUACUUUCAUGUGUAUAGUUGCUGUUAUUACUUUGGUUUUGGUUUUGGUUUUGGUUUUACGACACUCGAUAUUUCCUUCGCGAAUGCUCUUCAGUAAUUCAAGCUACCGAUGAUACGUGUGAUACCCAAGCACAAAAGAAUCACAAGCAACGCGGUUUUAGCGAGCGAUAACUGUUCAGUAGUGAGCGUUGAAGAGUGCCAUCGAAGCAUUUUGUUAUCGAGCUUCACUAACUUUCUUAAUGAUCUUUGGUUCUGUUUGCUAGAUUUUCAAGUCGACUGUCGGAAGUUUGUGGAGCAAGGAUGCUUAGGUUUAUCAGUGGCUGCCCUGUCCUCACGUGAUGGAAACAUGAGGAAAGCGGGGUAUCAUGUGCUCAGCAGAUAUAUGAUGCAUCUUGACGGCGUAAGAUUCAGGGAGAAAAAACAGGUUGGUACUCUCUCACUUAGAUGGACAGUCAGAAAGAGACAGACAGUGAGCUAGACAGGCAGACAGACAGAGAAACAGAAAGGCAAGCAAGCAGCCAGACAGAUAGACAGACACAAAGAGAGAUUCAAGAGUUGACUUUCCCAAGACUGAAAGUUAUUUCGAAAGAGAAUACGAGAAAUUACGCUACAGGCUAAAAAAGGAAAUACAUACAUACAUACUUUCUAAUUAACGCACCCAAAGAAUAAAUACCGGUAUGUUCAAAGAGAAGUGUACUAAGUGUGAUGAACAUCUGUUUCCUCAGAUUUUUCAUCUAUUGACGUAUUUGAAGAACAGUAUUACUGAAGAGUAUUGCCGCUUGUCCUCGUUAAUGACAUGCUUUUUGGCUCGUGUGGCUUUCAUUCUACUAAAACCAGGUCAGUCUUUUGUAAACUUCUAUCAAAACCGUCUGACAAAGGGACCUUGAGAUUCUAACACGUGUCGAUCGACCGGAGUACGAAACCUGACUACAAGUAUCAAGCAAAAUAUAUUAGAAAAUGUUCAUAACGAUAUGAGCUUCCGCAGAUGAUUUAAGAUAGUUUUUUUGUAACCAUGACAGAAUGAUAUAACUCAAACGUUUCAUCAAUAUGACAUCUCUUGCUAGUUCUAUUACUUGUUGCUGGUUUCAAUACUUGUUUUGGACAUUACACUAUUCUCGCACCGUAGCCCUUUACUGCUUCCUUCCUCUCGACAAUGACAUUGGGAAACGCUUUCUCAAAAAGUUUAGAAUUUGACUUCCUUGACCUGCAUUAAAUGUGCACCCCCAAAAUCUCUAAUUUACUAGGCAUUGUUGACGUAUUAGCUUUUCUUACGCUAAAAAAUGAUUGGCUUAUUUUGUUUCAUUUGUAUUGCACAGAGCAUCCCUUCUACAUUAUGAUGAACAGCUUUUUGCUCCAGAGACCUGCUUUGGAUUUGAAGGAUUUACCGUUGUUUUACAACAUGUUCAACAGCAGUACUAUGCAGGUAGGAACACUUUUAGCUACAACAGUGACCCGAAUUCCAAAGAAAUAACAGAAUAGACUCCCCUUGCGGAAAAUAUGUAAUAAGACUAGAACUGUCACAAAAAGCCUUACGAUUUCACGAGAGGGUAUUGCAUGAGAAAUUAAAAUAUGGAGGGAGCGGUAUCUAAGAAGUCAGAGAGCCGGACUCCGGAUGGGAACAUCCAUCUUUGACGGUCCUCAUCGUUCAAUUGUAUUCUGUCCUUAAGAAAGAACUUUGCCUCUUAUAAUGUCCUUCUCCCUCGUUUGUACGAAUGAGUGUUAGCAUAUCGUCUUCAUUAAUUUUCUGAGGAGCAAGCAACACUCCUGAAGCUGCAUCAACAAUUAACAAUCAGAGUUUUGGUAGGAGAUUUCUAUCGCGUUACAAUUGAUGAGAGCGGAGCCCGAGUCAACUAUCACGCAUAAAAAUCGGGGGAUUAUGAUCUCAUUUUUUCGAUAUAAGUCCAGUAGAUGUUCAAAACUAAACAAGAUGGCAGGUUUGAGUUUUUAUUGAAUAACUUUCAAAAAGGUUACGCCCCCUGCCAAGCAUUUGAGAUAGAACGCUGGUAGAUUUAAACAUAUUUCCCUGAGAUCAUAGUCAAGAGCAGGCUAAAUAAGAGUGUAUUUAAAGAAAUCGAAAACCACGGAACAGGUGUGGUUUCUGGCUCUCUACACUCGUUCUCGCAUGCUCGCUUCGCGCUUCUUCGCUCAGCUUUCACAAAACGAUGGCUGCAAACGGACUAAGCUGAGUACCACAUGUAAAUAGUCGCUUUCUUAUUAAGGGAGUAUCCAUUCUUCGUUCUCUAGCACGCGACCGAGCGAUCCUGGAUGCUACAGCUCCUGGUGGAUGGUAUGAAGGACAGCCCUGAUUACUAUCUUUACAAACGGCGUCACGUGAUAGAGCUGGCACUGAGCUAUCACGAUUCACCGGUCAGUGAUCAUCGCUCACAGGUGAGAAUUUUCGUGUAAAGAGACAUCAAAAGACUUGCUGGAUUUGAAAAAAUGAAUGUAAAUCUUAAGCCCAGGUUUAAAAGCUCUACUAUGAAAUUGAUAGCUUUCCAUUUUCUACCACCUUUGUGUAGUAGAAUGGUAGGGAAUGCUUAUUUAAGUUUUUUACUCAGCGAACUUUGGACAUAUCUACAAAUAUGUAAUUUACCCCAUAUUUGAACUCAUUUUUAAAUAACGGAGAUGAGUGGCUAGAGAAUCUGGGACAUGUUUAUCACAUAAGCUAAGGACAAACGCGUCACAAAAUUUGUAAACUCGGAAUAUGGAUGGUAAAAAUUUUUGAAUGGAAUGUUGUCGUUUAUUCGUGUAGACGUUGGUCACUCAGUUGUUGCUCUCAGCUCUGAAGAUACAACCGGCUGCAUAUGAUCUCACCAAAAACUAUGGCAUCGUCGCCUGGAUUCACUCUCUGUGUUAUAAGAGGUAUUCCUAUCUUUAGUUUACGGUUUGCCUUCUAUUGCAUUUUUUUAGCAGAAAGCUAAUGAAAAAGGAAAAAAAUAUAUAAAACAGCAAUGUUUGCUUUAGCACCAAAUACCCCGAUCUAAAAUUGUGAGAAACGAAUGGCAGACGGUUGGGAGAAUUUAUAGUUUGUUGUUUUGAGAAAGGAGAUCGCUUUAUCUUCCGAAAUGGCUCAUUUCCUCAGCCUUCAAUUCUGAUUUAACACUUUGAACAGAGGGAAGACGAAACAGAACUGAUGGGGUUAUGUGUUUUUUUUUUUUGUGAAAACUUCGAGAAAACUUGUCGAAAGUACGUGAACUAUGCAAUUUGAAAAGCUCUUUGAUAUUUGUGGGAGAUACGGUGUUACAGUGGUUGAGACUCAACUCUUUGUCCGGGAGAAAGGAGUAACUCAAAUUACCGUGGGUCGUGGACAUGGAGUCUUAGGUAGGAAGUGGUGCGUCGUGGUUACAAACUCGGCAGUGAGAACUGAGUUUUAACAAGAAGGUAUGCCGGACAAAGCUAAGUUACUUAGCCGUUUAAAGCUAAGUUUGUUUUCGUUUAAGAUCAACGUCUUUGCCAGUGAAGUCAAGGCCGCUGGAGUCAAUUUAUUGCGAAUCUUUCUUUGUUUUAAUCGCAGCAAUUUAAAGGACAUUUGGAACGAAAGUCAUAUACUCCAGAUUUUUGUUAACCUUUGCCAUUCUCCUUCGAUUCUGUAGAUACCCGCAACCAUGCAUGUAGAAAACAUACGAUGGAUUACAUCGCUCAUAAGACUUUGACGGUUUUCAUCUUCUUUUUUUAUCUUUUUAACGAAAAAUAUUCUGUUUCCCUUAAUAGCUCUGCAAGACUUCAGACAAGUCUGGACUUGUUACACACCCUUUGGUUUACAUUACAGUCUCCUUACAAAGAGAGUGGACAUGUGGCCGAGGAGGAGAAACCUCGACGGCCUCCAAACUUGGCUCCAGAAUGCUCAUUAGUGUGCUGGACCCUUCUCGAGCAACUCAGGUAAAGACAAAAAUUGUGACUGAUUGAGACUAUUUAUUAACUCGUAUCACAAAACUGAAAUCGAAGGUUUUAUGAUCACUCCAUAAAUUACCCGGCCUGCAGAAGGGUAAUACUAUCUUCAUCGUAAACUAAAUAUCAAUCAUUGCCCAUGCGUCUUUUAGAAGCCAUUCGUUUCUUGUUGUUCCAAAAAAGGCUUAAAAUGGUUCAAAAGCUGAGGAUCGUUCAAAAUGCCUUUGGCUUCUUCUGCAAAAGCACGCAGAAAUAACGCGAAAUCAUCGCGGCCUUUUCUCUCUACAGUCAUUCCCUUCCUUUUAUUUACAGUAAAGAGCAUAUGACAAUCAAACUGAAAGAACUAAGGCUUGUAAUCAAAGAUGACUUCGUAUAAUCAGGAAACACUCACAAAUGCGAACCUUGCGCUGAUAAAAAUGCCAAAAGGUUUGAGCAAAUAAAACUCUUAAAACGGCGACCUCUAUAAAAUCAUGAAAAUAGAGAAGGGCCUAAUAAGAACCUCUAGUGACAUUCGUAAUCUAACCAGCAACAUUUUAAUUUAUUUCGUAACUCAUAUUUGGCUCAAUUUUCAGAUCGUGUUCAAGUGUGAAUUGUAUCUGUCGUUAUUUACGCCUUCUGGCGUCCGUUUUGACCUGCCUGGAAACCAAUGGGAAACCUUCUGGCUUGUCAUAUGACCGUAUUAUUAGCUUGUUGCGCUUGUGGUGUGAAACAUUUCAAGAAACGGUGAUGCUGAAUCAAUUGCUUACAACUUUGAACCUGUCUGGAAAGUGUGACGGGGUUCUAAAAACUACAAAUGCACCUCCCGAGCAAGGGCGUGCUAAUCUCAAAACAGAAAGUCUCUCUUCAUUGCUAGCAGUGCUCUUAACAUGGAAACCGGCUGGCGUGGAAACACAUCUCACUGUUCGUCUAAUCUGGCACUUUGGAUUAGCGCAAUGUCAAAGAAAAGUCUUGAACUUUGAAACUCCUCUGGUAGGCGAGGACCAAAGAAUAAAUUGCAUUCCUUCGCUGCUGCGUUGGUUUAAAAAAUGCCUUGUGGAAGACCUUACGCUUCAAGAUCUAUUGGUGACAGAGAAAUCGGAAGUCAAGCUUAUCUUGCAGCUUUUUAGAGUAGUUCCACCCAAAAACACAAAGAGCUCCGUACAAAUAGGUGAUCUCAGACGGGAUGAUCCUAAGAGCUCUCUUUUGACAGUGAUGAAGGAACUCAACAUGAUUUGUCUCGUUCUGCUUGCUGCUGUGCAGCGAGUCAAACUACAGGGUAAGGAAGAAAGUUCACCACAGCCGACAGUUUUCCAGCUUGUAUCCAAAGAGCCUUACAAUAACAUAAUUAAAGAGCUCAAAGAAGUGAUUUUUCCUUUGCUUCCGGAUCCUUGCAGUGACUUGGAGGACCGUGAUCAUCAAGAUCAAGGUAUGAUAUUUAUCUAACACCCGUUAUCUCAUAAAGUAACGAGUGGUGUAUUGAAUAUGAAAGCGAUCUUCGCAGAAAUGAACACUACAUAAGCAGUAUUGAAAAUAAGGCCUGGAAAAAAAUUCAGGUUUGUUCGGGAUUUGAACCCAUGACCUCUUUGAUACCUGUGCAUUGCUCUUCCGGUCAAGUAUGGGUGUCAAGUGACGUCCAGUUCUUUUGGUUUCUGAAACAGAUAUCUGUUUUCGUCAGAAAACUGAUUUUGCAAUUUGGAUGAAAAGAGUUGACAUGUUGGUACUUAGAUUGUAGCACUGUGGGAUAACAGACCUACUACAACCGUCCACUCUUUGUUAACAUAAAGAAUGCCGUAAGUCGACCGAUUACAAAGUCACAAACGACUUGAUUGCCUCUAGCUUGUUAUCGUUACCAGCACUACUCUAAAGGUUAUGUUUAUUAUUUGAUAUUGAGACCUAUCAUCAAGCUUUUGUUAAAAAACAAUCUACGGUGAAGAUAUCAGGUUGUUUUACAAAACAGCCUCUGGGUCGGAGUACGACCUCUGUUCUAAGCUUACGACAAACUAGAUUCAAGAUAUAUAUGUACCUGACUUUCGGGUCAAUAUUACCUAUUAAUUGUGUUGAAUAUGUAUAAAAUACCUUAUUUCUGGUUCUCCCGAGCUGUUUAACUAUUCGUGGCCUAGGCUUAACGAACCUCCCCGAAACUUGACUCCCUUUACUCAACUUAAAACACAGAAGUUCCGUGUUGUCAUGCGUCUGUUUUUCAAUGGGUCAUUAACGACUUCAGUAUGAGGUAAAAGUUGAGAAACUUCAGCGCCAAACACGAUCGUGAGGAAAAACGAUCAUACUUCGCAUUUGCCUAAGCCUCCUCUGUCUCCUACGUUUUUCACGCCGACUAAGCAACCCAGCUAAGAUGAUGCGCGAUUGGCCUCUCAAAAGUGUAACUGGUUUUGUAUCACGAUUUCGUGAAUAUUUAAAAUCGCACCUGAUUAAAAGUAAACGUCUCCCUGCAAAACGGUGAAUUAGAGUCAUUAGUCACUUCAUGUUUGAUAAUAUUUUUUUCCCACAGACCUUGUUGUCCAUGAACUGGUGUCUCUUUUCGUACAAGAGUUAUGGUUGGAAAAGCCUAUUCCUCGACAGUUUCUGUCAAACUUGCUUUAUCAAUGUGAUAAUGGAUACCCUGUGGUCAAUUCACUGAUUCUAGCGUUUGGUGGAGAAAAGUCCGUUUCGAAUUGGAUACAAAAGGAUGAUUCUUGAAAGCUGAGGCUGUCUAUAGCUUCAGUUUUGCAUGCAUGGUGGUGUUAGAAAUGAGAAAAAUUGAACUUAUUUUUUAGGUGAAUAAGCUCCUCGGUCUAUCUUAGACUGAAAAUGUUAAAAAAGUAAACAUCAAAAACCUUGGAGGGUGAUAGCCAGCAGAACCUUGGUGAUACAGUAUCAGGUAAUACCAACUGCAAUACCUCUGCUGCAGAUAAAAAUAAUCACUUGGAUCAAUGUAUUUUGGUUUCGACUUGUCAAAAACUAUCAAAACGAAAAACUUUUUGUUUUACCAAGUGCCCCAUGUACAAUAAAGAAACAAGAACUCACUGCAAGCUUUGAAUUCAAGUAUAAUUUAUUAUGAAAGUCAGAUCAAAAUUCCAGAGAUGUGCUUGUGCUGCUGUCUUCUCUUCCAGAGUUUGAAUCUGCCCCACAAUCAGCACUGCUUAAGACCUCAAUCUGAAUAAAGUACAAGUAAAUUAACUGAAAGUAAAAAAACACAACAACAACAAAAACAGAUUAAAAUCCAAAUUAAAGUGGUAGCUGAUGAUGAAAUCAAUUUCAGUCUCACCUGACACUUUUGGUCUAAAAGUAUACUUUUACCAGUAGUUUAGUUCAUCACUUUAACAUUAUCAACAGGAGUCAGUUAAAUUAUGAAAUACUGAAAAAUCAUCACAGUUACCUGAGCUUUGGUUGUUUUUCCAAUUCCCAGC